Molecule: messenger RNA, 1487 nt
Organism: Aspergillus novofumigatus IBT 16806
Lineage: Eukaryota; Fungi; Ascomycota; Eurotiomycetes; Eurotiales; Aspergillaceae
Product: hydroxymethylglutaryl-CoA lyase
Exons: 3
Coding region: 321-1487 (388 amino acids)
Biological process (GO): ketone body biosynthetic process; L-leucine catabolic process
Molecular function (GO): hydroxymethylglutaryl-CoA lyase activity
Source: RefSeq, a predicted model, not a curated record
CAGCGGACCCCGGAAGUAACCGUGCGGAAAGCCAGUUGUUUCUUUGGUGGAGAGUUGGAUGCAACGAUCAACGUCAUAAAAUCAGCGAUUUCCUUUUGCGGACUUUAGACUUGCCUCGGUCCGGCCGCCCGACUCCGAUGAUGACAACGCUCUAGAAAUAACUGAUGGAGGGGACUGACCUGGAAUAGAAAUAAUCGGGCCCAACCCGACCGAUUUCGUAAAGAAAUUUAGAAGCAUAUUUGUGGUAGAUAUGGAUCUGCACGCUGCAUCUUGAAUAAUCGGUCCCACUCCUCAGCGCAGCGCACGAGUAUACUGGCACAAUGACAAUAACCAAAGCAGUCCGGGUCGUCGAGGCCGGGCCCCGCGACGGCCUGCAGAAUAUCAAAGAGCCUGUUCCAACAUCCGUGAAGCUCGAGUUAAUCCAGCGACUACGCGCGACAGGACUGCGAACUAUCGAGUUGACGUCCGUGGUCUCGCCAAGGGCGAUCCCACAGUUGGCGGACUGUCGCGAUGUACUAGGGAAUGAGUCCAUCAGACAACUGCAAGGACAACCGGGCCUUCGGCUGCCUGUCCUUGUGCCAAACGUCAAAGGACUGGAUAUUGCGAUCGAGCACGGCGCCAAGGAGGUUGCGGUGUUCAUCAGUGCGACGGAGGGGUUUAGUAAAGCCAAUAUCAACUGCACGGUGCAGCAGGGAAUAGAGCGAGCAAAGGCCGUAGCGGGGAAAGCGAUUGAGUGUGGGAUUACUGUCCGAGGGUAUGUCUCCUGUAUCUUUUCAGACCCAUUCGAUGGACCUACCGAGCCAUCGGCCGUGCUGCACUGCGUUCAGGAACUGCUAGAUAUGGGCUGCUAUGAAGUCAGCCUAGGCGACACACUCGGUGUCGGCAGCCCCGACAAAGUCCGCAGCCUGCUGCACUACCUAGCCGACCACCACAUCCCGCUCGACAAAAUGGCGGGCCACUUCCACGAUACCUACGGCCAGGCGGUCGCCAAUGUAUGGGAAGCGUACAACUGCGGCGUGCGCGUGUUCGACAGCAGCGUGGGUGGGGCCAAAGGGAACGUCGCCACGGAGGAUCUGGUGUACAUGUUCGAAACGGCGGGUAUCGACACGGGGGUUGACCUGCUGAAGCUCGUCGAGACGGGAGUGUGGAUAUCUAGACUGUUGUCCAAGACUAAUGCCAGUCGUGCUGGGACCGCGCUGGCUUCGAAGCAUGGCCUUGUUCCUUCCAAACGGUGGUCGUCGUCGUCCCGAGCAGCCACCAAGAAACAGAUAUCCUGGACUGUGGCCAAAGACACAGGCGGUUUGUUAGCCUACCGCUCUGGCGUGAACGUCAAGCGUAUCAUCAACCGACCAAAGAAGAGCAACCUUACCUCCUCCGGCUCGUCGAGGACCUCACAGCCGACCCCUCCGUCUUCCGACUCAUCAUCACAGGAACAGGAAGAUCCUUCUCCACAGGCAUGGAUCUCAACAAGAAGUGUACACCUGUAG